Messenger RNA from Mytilus trossulus (common blue mussel), 847 nucleotides. RefSeq lists its product as uncharacterized. Bases 159 to 728 code for a protein of 189 amino acids. The record is from RefSeq and is a predicted model, not a curated record. The transcript has 6 exons. Lineage: Eukaryota; Metazoa; Mollusca; Bivalvia; Mytilida; Mytilidae.
AACAGAUGUCACAUAUAGAAUAAAUAUAUAUUCAGUACAUAGUAUAUCAAACGAUCAUACACCAAAACUGAAUUUCCGUUCAGUAUACUAAUUCGACAGAUUCUUACACCAAUAUAUUUUAUUUGUAACAAAAGAAGCACGAACUUUCUUCAAAAGAAAUGGUUUUGCGAGUUAUUCUCAUAGUACUGAUAGCAGUGUGUUUAACAGAUGCUUGGUGGGGUGGUAGUAGAAGUUCUGGAAGUUCUAGCUCUGGAUCAAGAUCAGGCUCCUCCAGAUCAUCUUGGGGAUGGGGAAAAAGAGGAGGAGGUACAAAAACAAACACACAAAUACGACCCCAUGAUAUGAACAAGAAUCGACUGACCAAUCUGUAUAACAGUAAAGUAACGAAGGUUGAGAGUUAUUCAAGGCCUCUAAAUGGGUUUCUUGGAAAACUUGGAAUAAAGCAUACUGGUGUUGUAGCUACCACUAAAGACGGCGGACGGUAUCUCAUUCACAAAGGUUCUGGUUAUGGGACUAAAUCUAGUACCAUCGUACUUAACGCCAAACAUAUGUCAAAAAACUGGAAGAAGACUGGUGAAAAACUGACCAAUGGGAAAACCAUCUCGAAUCUAAUGAAAGAUGGUUAUGUGAAUAAAAAGUAUGGCGUUGGACCAAACAGUAAAAUUUGUUGGCAGUCUUCUGGUAACAUCAUGGAUAAGGCGGGGAGGAGGAAGCGAGUAGCCUGUUAAUGGAUACUCUAGUUUGCUGCAAUGUCUCUUUGUGAACAGAUUUGAACAGAAUUCAGUGUAUACCAACUGAUUACUUGUUGUAUAAACAAAACGAAAUUAAAAUAAAAAUUAUUUGAAAU